AUGCGUGCGGGCGUGAGAGGGGCGCGGGCGUUCACACCGCGGCUGCGGGGCGAGGGCUCCGCCGGUGCCGUCGGGUGCGAAGUCGCUGGGGCCGGGGGAGCUGGGCAGCUCGCCACCAGCUCGCAGCUCGCCACCAGCUCGCAGCUCGCCCUGCCCCGUUGCCUGCGGGCGGGAGAGGUCGCGUUCCCGUGGCUGGCGAGACCCUCCCACGGGAGCCCCGCUCGGCCCGGCCAGGAGUGUUUCACCGGGGAGGACCCUGCGGGAAUAUUUGAACUGGUGCAGGUUGUUGGCAAUGGGACAUAUGGACAAGUCUAUAAGGGUCGCCAUGUUAAGACUGGGCAGCUAGCAGCAAUCAAAGUGAUGAAUGUUACUGAGAAUGAAGAGGAGGAAAUCAAGCUGGAGAUAAAUAUGCUAAAAAAGUACUCCCAUCACCGGAAUAUUGCUACGUAUUAUGGCGCAUUUGUAAAGAAAAGUCCUGCAGGCCAAGAUGAUCAGCUCUGGUUGGUGAUGGAGUACUGUGGUGCGGGCUCUGUCACUGACCUGGUAAAGAAGACGAAAGGGAACUGUUUCAAGGAAGAUUGGAUUGCAUACAUCUGCAGAGAGGUUCUCAGGGGCUUGGCACAUCUUCAUGCUCACCAUGUCAUCCAUCGAGAUAUUAAAGGACAGAAUGUUCUUCUCACAGAAAAUGCAGAAGUAAAACUGGUGGAUUUUGGUGUAAGCGCUCAACUGGAUAGGACUAUUGGGAGAAGAAACACAUUUAUUGGCACACCGUAUUGGAUGGCGCCCGAGGUCAUUGCUUGCGAGGAGAACCCAGACUCUACGUAUGAUUACAGAAGUGACCUAUGGUCUCUGGGAAUCACUGCUAUUGAAAUGGCCGAAGGAGCUCCUCCCCUGUGCGACAUGCACCCCAUGAGAGCGCUCUUCCUCAUCCCACGGAACCCGCCCCCAAAGUUGAAAUCCAGAAAAUGGUCAAAAAAAUUCCUAAACUUUGUUGAAAGCUGCCUUGUAAAAAAUUACUUGCAUCGUCCGUCCACUGAAACCUUGCUUAAGCAUUCUUUCAUCCGAGACAUGCAGAAUGAACGGCAAGUGCGCAUCAUGCUGAAAGACCACCUGGACAGGACCAGGAAGAAAAAAGGAGAAAAGGAAGAAACGGACUAUGAUUACAGUGGAAGUGAGGAGGAAGAUGAUGAGCUGAAUGAAGAUGAAGGAGAGCCAAGCUCCAUAGUUAAUCUCCCAGGGGAGUCAACUCUCCGUCGUGAAUUUCUGAGGCUGCAGCAGGAGAACAAAAACCGUUCUGACCCUCAUCGCCAGCAGCAGCAGCUGAAGGACCAGGAGAAAUACAAGAAGCAGCUGCUGACGGAGCGGCAGAAACGGAUCGAGCAGCAGAAAGAGCAGAGGAGGAGGCUGGAGGAUCAUCAGAGGCGAGAGCAGGAGCUGCGAAGGCAGCAGGAGUGUGAGCAGAGGUGGCCAGAGGCUAAGGCCGUUCAAAGGAAAGAGGAGAGGUGUAAAGAAGACAAAAGGGCUGUGGAAGAUGAACGGUUCAUAGUAGAAGGACAGAGGAAAUCGGAAAAGAAGCAGGUACGGAAAAAAAAGGUGGAAGAUGUGCAGCACAACAGGAAGGUGCAUCGAACUCUCCCCAAAGAUCAGACACAGCUGCUGUCUCUCCAGCAUGACCACAAGCAGAAGAAGAAAGAGCCUUCCAAGAGUUCAAAUUCAGCAGUGCAUCCUCCAUCAAGCAGCACAAGCAAAGAGGCCGAGGACAGAAAAAAGAAAAAUGACAGCAUCCAGCCUUCCCUCCAGUGGCCAGCGGUGCUGGGGCACGAAGCCACGCCACACGCCAGGAUGCGAUCUGGCAGCAGUUCCAGCCCUUGCACCCCCGCGCCACAGAGAGCCGUGUUAGUACAGUGUGAAAAUUUCCGGGCUAGUAAGGAUGUGUACCACAGCGGUUCACUGUCGGACAUGGUGACAACACCCCUCAGCCCUGUGCAGGAUGACGUAUUCUGGAACGCGAGUCAAAACGAAGAACAACCCCCAAAGGUUCCAGAAAGGACAACCUCUAAAUUUUACAGCAAGGAUCAGCCUGGCCAUCAGAGAUGCCUUUCAAGUAACACUCAUCAGUCGUCCCCCGGGGGACAUGCUCUGAAGCUAAACAGCAGCAGCAGCACUCCUGGCAACAUCCAGUGGGAGAUGGGAUCUCAUCAGAGCAGCCGGUCAACCUCAGGGAAUCCAGGACCGGCCAAUGCAGAGAACGCUUUGUCCCAGAACCACUUGCAGCUGCAUAAGAAGUCUGAAAAAGUUUCUUAUCCAGGCCAGAUUGCAAGUCCAGGCUCCUUUGCCAAGGGGAAGGACAGUGCCAACUCACUCUUAAAAGCAGCAGACUAUUCCUCAUCAAGUGAUGAAGUCAGCAGCAGUGAUGAAGAUGACAUGAAUCACACAAGGCAACCGCUAAGCAGUAGAGUGGCAGAUUUCUCAAGGACGAGCGUACCAGAUGGAAUUGAACUGAAACCCCAAAGCACCGUUGCAGAACAGAAGGAUCAGAUUUUAGGGAAACAAAUUUCUAGCACCCAGGAAGGCCUCUGGAGUGUAAACAACCAGAACUAUCUCCUGCCAGAUCUUCUCCAGCAAAGCCAAAUUUCAGACUCCUCUGUGAACCCACCAAAAGUGCCACUGACCAGCCAGGAACCUGAGAACAAACCUCUGAAUAAGACCCCGUGCACUGAAAGCCCACCUUCAAAGAGCAGUACAUCGUCUACAGCAUCAUUUACUUCAUUCAUAGAUCCUAGACUCCUGCCUAUCACCCCUCCCACCAGUCCAGUAGGACCUUCCUGUAGUUCUCCAUCUAGUGCAAAAUCUGAGCCUGUCAGGAGAGAAAAUGCAAGGAAGGGCUCUGUUGUCAACGUCAACCCAACGAAUAUCCGCCCGCAGAGUGACAGUCCAGAAAUCCGUAAAUACAAGAAGAAAUUCAACUCUGAGGUCCUUUGUGCUGCUUUGUGGGGAGUAAAUUUACUGGUGGGAACAGAGAACGGAUUGUGGCUGCUGGACAGAAGCGGGCAAGGAAGAGUUUACUCACUGAUUACAAGGAGACGAUUCCAGCAAAUGGAUGUUCUGGAAGGACUCAAUGUGCUAAUUACUAUAUCAGGGAAGAAGAAUAAGUUGAGGGUAUAUUACUUAUCAUGGCUGAGAAAUAAAAUUUUGCGUAAUGACCCAGAGGUGGAGAAGCGGCAGGGCUGGGUGUCUGUGGGUGACCUGGAAGGCUGCGUACACUACAAAGUGGUAAAAUAUGAGAGAAUCAAAUUCCUUGUAAUUGCUUUGAAAAACUCAGUGGAGGUUUAUGCUUGGGCUCCAAAGCCUUAUCACAAAUUCAUGGCUUUUAAGUCCUUUACCUCUCUUCAUCACAAACCACUGUCAGUUGACCUGACCGUUGAAAAUGGACAAAGAUUAAAAGUCAUAUAUGGCUCGCUAGUAGGCUUUCACGCCAUUGAUGUGGACUCUGGAUCUGUGUAUGACCUGUACCUUCCAACACACAUCCAGGGGACUAUUCGCCCACAUGCCAUUAUCAUCCUCCCGAAUACCAGCGGAAUGGAGCUUCUACUCACCUAUGAAGAUGAAGGCAUCUACAUUGAUAUAUAUGGGCAUUUCACAAAGGAGACUGUUUUACAGUGGGGAGAAAUGCCGGCAUCUGUAGCUUACCUUCAAUCUAAUCAGGUCAUGGGCUGGGGAGAGAAGGCGAUUGAACUACGCUCUGUGGAAACAGGAAAUCUGGAAGGCGUGUUUAUGCACAAGAAAGCACAGAAGCUAAAAUUUCUAUGUGAAAGAAAUGACAAGGUGUUCUUUGCAUCUGUACAGUCAGGAGGCAGCAGCCAAAUAUACUUUAUGACUCUUGGUCAAAAUGUACUAUUCAACUGGUAAAUCACAUCAAAAUGAAGGAUGCUUUGAAAUUCCCUGUAGGUAGCAGUGUAAAAUGCUUGGAGGUAAUAUACACAGAUUCGCACUUUUUACCAACAAAACUUUUGUCAUUAUUAACUUAUCAAAAUUCAUAUUCUUUCAGUUUGGAAAGAAUUCCAUUUUCCUGUCAAAGUACUGCAAACAUGUUUAGUUUGUCUUCUAAAAUAUGUUGCAAACCGAGACUGUAUUCACAGUGUUGGGAGAGAACAACUUCAAUGAAGAAUGUAGCCGAUAGAAGAAGCUCCUGUACUCUGAAAAGCAUACAGUUUCAUUUUCACAGACGAUGUAAUGUUGUUAUUUUGAACUGAAGUCUCUUUCUUUUUUGGACAGCAACAUCUGUAGGUCGAUACAGAAACACAAACAAGUUGGGUGACAAAUUGGAGUCUAUUUUGAAUUGGGUUUUGGCUUGUUUUGCAUUUUAAGCAAACUGUUACUGUUUCACCAAGACUCACUUGUCCAAGUCUUAUAAUCAGUGAAAGAGCAACUGUUCGUGAUGGGGCCUGAUGCAGACUGGGACGCUUGAGGGAUCGUAUCCUGUGCUGGGUAGGCAGGUGCAUUUCACUGCAGAGUUGUAAAAGCAGCUGCUUCUAGACAUGUGCCUCAUCUGGUAGAUUGUACAAAAUGCAGGGGACACACUUCAUGUUUCUCUCAGGGCUGGAAGCCUGAGCCCAUAGACACAGUUACUGUAGAAUGUAUUUGUAAAAAUAGUUUAAAUAGUAGUUUGUCAAAACCAUACAUGCAUAAAGCAUUAUGGACCCAAACCUGUAACUUCUAUUCAAACACAGGACCCGCACUCAUACAAGUUGACUUAAAGGCACUACCCAUGUAUAUAAGGGCACAGGAUCAGGCACCUUCUUUUCUUCCCUUCUUGCUCUUUCAGCAUCAAGUCUUCAUGUAUUUGUGUGUAAAUACAACCUUUCCACAAUGGAUGUUAAGAUUAACAAAUGUAGUCUUAAUAUAGUUAUGAAAAUAUCCAAAGAGUUAAUCUAUUAUAAAUAGAAAAUUAAAUAAUUUCGGGUGAUUUCUAUGCUAAUUACAUCUAAAUAAAGCUGCAUCCACUAGU
This is a messenger RNA of Nipponia nippon (crested ibis), 5008 nucleotides long. Lineage: Eukaryota; Metazoa; Chordata; Aves; Pelecaniformes; Threskiornithidae. The record is from RefSeq and is a predicted model, not a curated record.